Molecule: messenger RNA, 1266 nt
Organism: Scatophagus argus
Lineage: Eukaryota; Metazoa; Chordata; Actinopteri; Scatophagidae
Gene: marc1
Product: mitochondrial amidoxime reducing component 1
Exons: 7
Coding region: 42-1028 (328 amino acids)
Biological process (GO): nitrate metabolic process
Cellular component (GO): mitochondrial inner membrane
Molecular function (GO): molybdenum ion binding; nitrate reductase activity; pyridoxal phosphate binding
Source: RefSeq, a predicted model, not a curated record
UUUAACGAAACGCCAAAGUCCAGAGUGUGUUUGGCUUCAAAAUGGACCUGAAGGAGCUGGCUGUGAACGUGCUGGGCCAGAAUAAGAAAGCGGCUCUUCUGAUCGGCGGAGCUGGCGUUGCUGUUCUGGGAUUUGGUCUUGGCUAUAAAUAUCUGCGUAAGCCAGAAAAAGUUGUUCGUGUAGGCGUAGUGUCGAAGCUCCUCAUUCACCCUCUGAAGUCUGGCAAAGCUGUGUCGGUGGCCGUCGCAGAAUGCCAGAAAGUCGGUCUGAAGUUUGGAGAGCUGCAGGAUCGACACUGGCUGGUGAUCACAGAAGAUGGUCACAUGGUGACGGGCAGACAGGAGCCCCGUCUGGUGCUGGUGUCCCUGACCUGCGAGGGAGGUCGUGUUUGUCUGAGCGGCCCGGACAUGGAGGAGCUGCGAUUCCCCAUCAAACAGUCCGACCGUCCCGUCAUCGACUGCAGAGUGUUUGGAAAUGACAUUCAGGGACGAGACUGCGGCGACGAAGCCUCUCGCUGGCUCUCUCGUUAUCUCGGGGCAGAGAAAACCUUUCGCUUGGUGCACUUUGAACCUCACAUGAAGGGCAGGAGGCCGGUGGAGCAAGAGCCUCUUUUCCCACAAUUCGAGGUGGCCUAUCCAGAUGUUGCACCUGUGAUGCUGCUGUCCGAGCCUUCUGUCAAAGAUCUCAGCAGCAAGUUGGAGAAGGAUGUGACAGUGGAGCGUUUCCGCCCCAGCAUCAUCAUAAGUGACUGCGAAGCAUUCGAGGAGGAUUCAUGGGAAGAGCUCCAGAUCGGCAGCGUGAGACUGCAGCGUGUAAUGUCAUGUGGACGAUGCAUUUUCACCACAGUUGACCCUGAAACGGGUGUAAUCUCCAGAAAAGAGCCUCUGGAAACACUGAAAAGCUACCGUCUGUGCAAACCAUCCGAGAGGCACAUCUACAAAUCGGCUCCGUUGUUUGGACAGCUGCACACCGUGAAGAAGACCGGCAUCCUGCACGUCGGCGAUGAGGUGUACAAGAUCAGCCGCUGACUGGGACACUCGGAGGGAAAAACACGCCGCCGAAUAUUUAGUCACUUUUCUUAAUGGGACGGGAAAAUUCUUUAUUAUUAGCACUAUUAGGGUAUGAUCGCUGUGUUUGUAUGCACUAAGAAAGCAAUGAAAUAGAUGUGCUAUACAUAAAUAGUGACGGAAUAGAUCACCAGAAAUGCGACAAAAAAAAAAACAUAAACAUAUAACAAUCACUGUUUUUUGAAAUGGAGCUGUGAUU